AUGGCCGACAGCAAUUCCAGUAAUAGCCCGAGCGACAAUAGCAACAGCAAUGGCAAUGCUAACGGAGGGAGCGACGUAGUUGUUGCGAUUGUUGCUCUCGUCGUCUCGGUGGUCGCUCUCUUUGCGGCUACUCUACAGAUCAUGCAAGCGAUCUUUGCGUCGGCUAAAGGGCUUCCCAAUUGCACCGAAGACGUGAUGGGAGGAUGGGCGAAAGGCACGACAAAACGGCCAAAGUUCAAGGAGUUACGUCUCGAGGUUAGGUUCGAGGCGCCAAUCAUCUUUCUGGCCCCCCCAAACAACCAGAAUAAACCUGAAAAAGGAGAGAUGUGGUCCGUGGAGGGCACUGAGAAAAGUUGUACCAAGAACCGACUCGAAUAUGCCAAGAUAUUCCCAAACCCUGGACCAGCCAACGGAACCAACGACGAAAAGCCGUCUAAGCCUACUGAAAAGGUCCACACUGUCAACAACGAGCUAGCAACGUGGGUCUAUCUCCUAAUCGCCCUUGAAAGAAUGGAGAAGGAUUCCAAAGAAUGGGAGUGCAAGAAGCUCCAAGGGGAAUGGUUGCCAAGUUCCAUCAUCCCGGACCUGCCUGAGCCGACUUUGGCCGUGAAAGUACAGGCGAAGGAAAGAAGCUUCGAUGCGAACCCCUCCAUCAAGAAGCCCUAUGCAACCUCUACGAUCUCUCAUCUGGUCGAGCUAGCAGCAAUACUUGGACUCUAUUGGAGAGUCUUCGACCGAGACAACAACCAGUACCGCGCGGAAGGAAAUGGCUAUAGUCUGACUGGCUCACGUGUACCCGACUUGGGUGUCGUCUUUGUUUUUGAGAAAACCGGUCCCACUGUAUUUGAGGAGCGGCGAGUGAUUCCGACAUCUGAAGUGAAGGAGCUCUGUUUUGGGCGAGUGCCAACUUUCUAUCGAGUCAAGAAGGAUCCCGACGAAGACUUGGAGUGGCAGAGGGAGUUCAAAACGUCGUCGGGAACUGGAACCAAGGUCGAAAUCCUUCAACUGAGCACUCGCGAUGCCAUUGCGGAGACUUUGACCCAGAUAGGAUGCAACGGCAAAACCACGCUCUUCUACAGAGAAGGAAAGAAAGACCGGCACCUCUUUUCUGUUACCUUCGAGGUCAUCGGCAUGCUCGCGCGAGUUUUGCACAUUGAAGGAAGGUGCUUCCGUUUCCUGCCCAAUCCAACAAUCUUCUCUUGGGACAGAGAUUCGUUAUCACUCCAGCGUCUGCUCAUCGCUUUUAGCGGACUGUUGAUGAACGAUCUCACGGUUGUUGAAGAAGAGGCGGAGACUGUCAUCGAUGAGAGGGUUGAAACUGCCGUCGAAGAUAUUAGGGCUCUUUCGGAGUCAGCGGAGGAGAUGAGCAACGAUUUUGACGAGAACCCGCCUCUAACGAGCAAAAGAAUGAGUCUCUUGCACAAAGCCAUUGAUAUGGCAGACAAAUCUCUCAAGAAACGAGACCAGGGAAUCGUGCUCGAUGUGCUACGUCGUCACCUCCAGGAAGUGUUGGCAGCCAUCAACAGUCCGGAUAAAAGGGGGAAAGAACAGAUUUCGUUUCGGGACCUGCUUGGUAUUCCUCUGGAGAUGAGAGAACAAAGGUUCAUGGAGACAUACUUCGAGCGCAUACUAUGGCGUGUAGUGCCUACCAACUCUACUAAGAGGGGUAAGCGAGAUGACGAGGUCGUUUCAAGAGCUAUACACGACGACACAGAGAAACGAAGAUCCCGCUUGGGUAACGGCUCACCCCAAGCCGACAGCGCAGUCCCUCCGUCGCCGUCGAGACUUAACCCCGGAGAGUCUCCAACCAAGGCUCUAGACGACUCGACGCCCACGCCCGGCAUCAGCAGGGUCAAGACGUGGCCUCAUCGCAUCGAGACUGAGCAACCUGGUGAUCAGCCGGAACUUCCGCAGCCAAGCAAGUUGUCAGAGCUGCCACAGUGGGAAACGAUAGUACCCAACCAUAUUGAGAUGCAGCGUUUGGCAAUAUGGUAUACACUUACUUCUCAAAUUUUGAUUCUUCACAUCCCUCCCAACGACACGUGGUUGGCAAAGAAAAGGCUGCGAGAUUCAUUUCAACGCUCAUUCGAUCCCCGGAUCUCAUCAAACGACACCAUGACAUCGUCAUCAGAGCAGCCCGCCGCCCUAGAGGAUGGCCGACGCAUUUAUCUAGGCAACCUUCUCUACAGCAUCCAGCCCGUCGACAUCGAGGAGAUGCUGAAAGACAAUGGCUUUGAAGGGUACGAAAAGAUUCACAUCUCCAUGGAUCCAGUAUCGGCUCGGAAUCCCGGAUACUGCUUCGUCGAUUUCGCUGAGCGCGCAGACGCCGAACGGGCACUAUCCUCCCUUGAUGCGCGUCUCCGCGGUAGACCACUCAAGGUCGGCCCAUGCGAGCCCAAGAAGCAGAACCGGAGCCGCUGGCAAAGCGACAGAGAGCCUUCCUUCAACAGGUGGGGAGACUGGUCAGGAUCGCGGGGUGAGGGCGGCGACGAGGCUGGCAGAUCACCAGCGCGGAACGGUAGGAACGGCGGCAUCGAGAGCGGACCGUACGGCGCCAUCAAGCACUUCGACGAGGUCGUUGCGACGGAAGGGGAUGGCAGGAGACUCUAUGUUGGAGGAUUGGGUGCGAUGGUUGACCAGGCACAACAUCAGGAUGAACUGCAACAAAUUCUUGAGGGCCACAAGCCACUAGCCAUCAGUAAGCGUAUCACUCCCCAUGAGUCUACCAGGGCCAAGGGCGGUGAGCACCACUACUGCUUUGUCGAUUUUGCGACAGCUGAAGAGGCCGAUGCAGCAAGAAACGCGCUGGAUCGCAAGGUCUGGGGAACCGGCCGUCUGCGUGUCAACGUUGCUCGCGGUCUGCCCGACAAGCUCAAGGAUCGUACGACGCCCUCGGAUGUGCAAAAUGAGAAGGAAAAUGGUGAGCGCUCGGCUUGGCGGAAGCCCAGAUAUGAGAAUUCGAAUCGCGACAACAGCGCGAGAUCUUCUCAACCACUUAGAUCAGCAGCAUCGGGAAAUUGGCGACAAAAGGAGCCUUCGACCUGA
This is a messenger RNA of Colletotrichum abscissum, 3045 nucleotides long. Its product is annotated as modin. The coding region runs from base 1 to 3045 and encodes 1014 amino acids. The record is from RefSeq and is a predicted model, not a curated record. Gene Ontology annotation, molecular function: poly(A) binding. Lineage: Eukaryota; Fungi; Ascomycota; Sordariomycetes; Glomerellales; Glomerellaceae. The transcript is spliced from 4 exons.